AUGAACAUUGUUGAACAUCGAGGAGACGGUGAUUGUCAACGAUGUGCUGGUUUUUCGGAUUCGUCCUAUGGCCAGCAUGCAAAGGUCUCGCAGCGAAUCCGACAGAUAAAAGGACAAAAUCUUCUUAGAGACUUGGAGAUAUUGAGAGACCGCGCUGAGUACUUUGCUAGGCAAAACCGUCAUAUCAAUUCGUUGGACGGCAUAGGUUUUGGGCAGAGCAAACGAUUUGAUACUCUCAGUGGUGUAUCUUUCGGAGGUCAAAAAAGAAACUUUGACGAAAUUGACCGCAGUAAUUUCGACCGGUUUAUCAAGAAGAACUUUGACGAAAUUGACCGCAGUAAUUUCGACCGGUUCGUCAAGAAGAACUUUGACGAGAUCGAUCGCAGUGCUUUUAGUAGCUUCGUGAAACGCCCCAGCAAGGUGCCAGCGGCCAAUUUGGAAUAG
Melanaphis sacchari is the source of this 444-nucleotide messenger RNA. RefSeq names its product orcokinin peptides type A-like. The record is from RefSeq and is a predicted model, not a curated record. The transcript is spliced from 3 exons. Bases 1 to 444 code for a protein of 147 amino acids. NCBI's taxonomy places the organism in Eukaryota, Metazoa, Arthropoda, Insecta, Hemiptera, Aphididae.